AUGCUGCCGCCCUCACCUUGUGCGCCAGCACACACUUUGCUGGACGCGCUGCGCCAACGUAAGCUACGACAAGCAGAGCUAUCAAACAAGCGGGGCUGCUGCAGAUGUUGGUGUGGACUCCCUGGUUGUGGAUCGGCUCGGCAUCCAGAAGUCAUCACUUACAAAGCAGACUCUGCCGGGUGUGAUUGCAGUGGAUGGCUGCGCACAGUGCUUUCACUGCGCGGACGCCCAGUCCUACAUGCACUACCUCCUCUGCUUGCGGUCUCCGUCAUGGCGGUUGCCGCAACUAUCGUCAAGAGCUUUGAUCACGACUGGGUGUUUCCAGAACUGGAAGUAACCCUCAAAGAAGACUAUGCAUUGCUGCUAACUCCUUUGACUUUUUUGCUCGUGUAUCGACUGAACCGCUCAGCUGUGAGAUUCUACGAUGCAAGAGCCGCGGCGGGAAAACUCAUAGAGACCUGUCGCGUGCUUGCUGGGGAAACAGUCCGCUUUUGCGCCCAUGAUCCCUGGGCUUGUGAUGAGAUUUGCCGAUGGGUUGUAGCUUUUCCGGCUGCGACGCGGAACUUUUUGCGAGGGCAGUCCCACUUGGAGGAUUUUCAAGACAUCCUUUCGAGCUCGCAGAUUGAAGCUUUGAGCAAGGCUCCAGUGCAGACACUCUUUUGCUGUGAUCGGAUGCGCCAGGCGGUGCUUUCGGCGACGCGAAGCAACGUGACCGACCCAGCGCCGGUCGCGGCUGUGAUGCUGCAGACGCUGGAGGGCCACAUUACCACCUUAACAGGCUCCAUGGGUGCUAUGGAGAGGAUCAACAACACCCCGCUUCCUUUUGCCUAUGUGGCACACUUGCGCAGCUGCUUGACACUCUACUUACUUGGCCUGCCGUGGACGCUCAAGAUGCAUUCCUGGUGGUCGCUGCCGAUGGUGCUUCUGCUUAGCUACGCGCUUCUGGGGGUGGAAGCUGCCGCCGUCGCAUGCGAGCGCCCAUUUCAUGACCAGACGAACCACCUGCCUUUCCACACUUUUGCCACAGUCGUUGCAGAGAAUGUGCAGCAAAUCCUCCAAGACGCAGCUGACUGUCCCAACAAAGACCUGAUGGCAAAGACCCAGGAGCCUUGCAGAGGCCCUGCGCCUGAAGGGGACAGGUGUACACUCUAA
Symbiodinium natans is the source of this 1152-nucleotide messenger RNA. The record is from the annotation of a GenBank genome assembly. NCBI's taxonomy places the organism in Eukaryota, Dinophyceae, Suessiales, Symbiodiniaceae.